Molecule: messenger RNA, 1155 nt
Organism: Brassica oleracea var. oleracea
Lineage: Eukaryota; Viridiplantae; Streptophyta; Magnoliopsida; Brassicales; Brassicaceae
Product: DNA-3-methyladenine glycosylase 1-like
Exons: 3
Coding region: 103-1041 (312 amino acids)
Biological process (GO): base-excision repair
Molecular function (GO): DNA-3-methyladenine glycosylase activity
Source: RefSeq, a predicted model, not a curated record
CUCUAUUCCAUAUCAUCAUCAUUUAAACACAACACUGCUCUCUCCUUACUACAUCUCUUCUUUCAUCCACCACCGUAUAACUUAAGAGUUGAUAUAGAGAACAUGAGCAGAACGGAGACAGUGGGUUUGACCAGAAGAGGAAUGUUGCAGUCAAGUAGUUGCAAUCGCCUUGUGAACUGUUCUGAGUCCUUCAAGAGGGACAGUGUGAUUAGCAACGGUGGUUCAGCUAAAGUGAGAGGAAGCUUGGAGCGCAAGAAAUCAAAGAAUUUUAAGGAAGGAGAAAGCUAUCCUUCUUGUCUCAUAACGGAGGCUCCUGGGAGUAUAGCCGCCGUGAGGAGGGAGGAAGUGGCUGCACAACAAGCCCUAAGGAAACUGAAGAUCGCUCAUUACGGCAGAUCCAAGUCAACCCUAUCUAAUUUCAACUCCUCCAAAGUUGUCCCUCUUAUUAACCCUCAACCUCAUUCCCAGAGAUGCAGCUUCCUCACCCCUACUUCUGAUCCUGUUUACGUUGCCUACCAUGAUGAAGAAUGGGGAGUCCCUGUCCAUGAUGACAAGACCUUGUUCGAACUGCUAACCCUUAGUGGCGCACAAGUAGGUUCUGAUUGGACGUCAACUUUGAGAAAACGUCAUCACUUCAGGAAGGCGUUUAUGGAGUUUGAGGCGGAAGCGGUUGCCAAAUUUAGCGAGAAAGAGAUAAAUGCAAUAAGCAUUGAAUACAAGGUAGAUAUAAGCAAAGUGAGAGGUGUUGUGGAGAAUGCAACAAAGAUCCUCGAGGUCAAGAAAACCUUCGGGUCACUAGAGAGAUACCUUUGGGGUUUUGUGAACCAUAAGCCCAUCUCCACGAAUUACAAGCUAGGCCACAAGAUUCCUGUCAAGACAUCGAAGUCGGAGAGCAUAAGUAAAGACAUGGUUCGUCGAGGCUUCCGGUUCGUGGGUCCCACUGUGGUUCACUCCUUCAUGCAAGCCGCUGGUUUAACCAAUGACCACUUGCUCACUUGUUACCGUCACACUCCUUGCACUCUCCUCAUUACUAAUCCUUAAUUUUUGUCUUUAUUUUCUAUUUGACUUAAUUGAAAGUGUUUUUUUUUUUUUUAACUUUCUGGUGAUUUGUGCACAACAAAUGUAGGUGUAGGAGAAAAUGGAUUGAGUGUUUUU